Messenger RNA from Penicillium brevicompactum, 1545 nucleotides. RefSeq names its product anthranilate synthase TRP2 (gene trpE). The coding region runs from base 1 to 1545 and encodes 514 amino acids. NCBI's taxonomy places the organism in Eukaryota, Fungi, Ascomycota, Eurotiomycetes, Eurotiales, Aspergillaceae. Gene Ontology annotation, molecular function: anthranilate synthase activity. The record is from RefSeq and is a predicted model, not a curated record. Gene Ontology annotation, biological process: L-tryptophan biosynthetic process. The transcript has 4 exons.
AUGACAACUCCUGUCGUCAGCGUCCCAUCCCUUCAAGAGGCGAAGGAUGUAAUCUCGAAGUCCAGAAACUCUGCAUUUCCUCCGAACCUCCUUCCUGUCACUGCGACGAUCUCCGCCGAUCUUUUGACCCCGACUUUAGCAUACCUGAAGAUUGCUGAAAACUCGCGGCUAUCAUUCUUAUAUGAAAGCGCUGCCACCACAGAGACCAUUGGACGUUACAGCUUUGUCGGCGCAGACCCCAGAAAAGUCAUCAAAACCGGCGAGGGCCAUGGCCCAGCAGCGGAUCCCCUCCCAUACCUCGAAGAAGAGCUCUCUCAAUACCGCGUCGCAACAGUUCCCGGAUUGGUUCUGCCACCAUUGACUGCCGGAGCCAUCGGAUAUGUUGGGUACGACUGCGUCAGAUACUUCGAACCCAAGACCGCGCGGCCCAUGAAGGAUGUUCUCGGGGUACCUGAGUCUUUCUUCAUGCUGUUUGAUACCAUCAUCGCAUUUGAUCACUUCUUCCAGGUCGUCAAGGUCAUUACUUACGUACCUAUCCCCUCGGCGGAUGCCGACAUCGAGGCCUCAUACCUCAAGGGCCAAGAAACCAUUCAAAAAACCAUCGACACACUACUCCAGGAGCGCACACCGUUCCCACCCCAGGGUCCCAUCAUCCCCAACCAGGAAUACACCUCCAACAUUGGACAAGAGGGUUAUGAAGGCCAUGUCCACCGAUUGAAGCAGCACAUUGCCAAGGGUGAUAUCUUCCAAACCGUGCCAUCACAGCGACUCUCCCGGCCUACCUCUCUCCACCCUUACAACCUCUUCCGCCACCUUCGUACCGUCAACCCCUCCCCUUAUCUAUUCUAUAUCGAUUGCCAAGACUUCCAGCUGGUUGGAGCUAGCCCCGAGCUUCUAGUGAAGGAAGAGAACGGCCGAAUUAUUAGUCACCCCAUUGCCGGCACAGUCAAGCGUGGCAAGACCCCAGAGGAAGACCUCGCACUGGCCGAUGAACUCCGCAGCAGUCUCAAGGACCGCGCAGAGCACGUCAUGCUGGUCGAUCUUGCCCGCAACGACGUCAACCGCGUCUGCGACCCCACCACCACACAGGUCGACCGACUCAUGGUCGUGGAGAAGUUCUCACACGUCCAGCACCUGGUGUCUCAGGUUUCCGGCGUCCUGCGCCCGGAUAUGACCCGCUUCGACGCCUUCCGGUCUAUCUUCCCUGCCGGUACCGUGUCCGGUGCCCCCAAGGUGCGGGCGAUGUCGCUCAUCGCUGAACUCGAAGGCGAGAAGCGCGGUGUGUACGCCGGCGCUGUUGGAUACUUCGGCUACAACAGCGCCAACUCAGACGGUACUGCUGAGAUGCCCGGUGCCAUGGACACCUGCAUUGCUCUGCGGACUAUGAUGGUCAAGGAUGGCAUUGCUUACCUCCAAGCUGGAGGUGGUAUUGUCUUUGACUCGGAUCCUUAUGAUGAGUACAUGGAGACCAUCAACAAGCUCGGUGCUAACAUUGCUUGUAUCAAGGGUGCUGAGGCGAAAUACCUCAGCAUGGAAAAGCAAUAA